CCCGGCUCCCCCCAGCUGUUCCAGCCCUGCCUUGUGAGGCCGUGACCCCCCGCGACUGCCAGGACGUUUAUGCGGGGGGGGCUCAGGCUGACGGGGUUUACCUGGUUUACCCUGCGGGUCCGGGGCUCCCCGUCCCCGUCUACUGCGACAUGAGCACGGAUGGACACGUGUGGACGGUGUUUCAGAAGCGCUUCAAUGGCUCCGUCAGUUUCUUCCGGGGUUGGAACGAUUAUCGCUACGGUUUCGGGCGAGCCGACGGCGAGUAUUGGCUAGGUGAGGUCACGUGACGCCCGGCGGCACCCAUGGGAACCCAGCGGCACCCGUUGAGAUGCACUGGCACCCAUAGAACCCGUUGGCCGCCCGUGGGAUCCCAGCGGCUCCCAUUGAGAUGCACUGGCACGCGUGGAACUCAGAGAACCCAUUGGCACCCAUUGGCACCCAUAGAACCCAUCAGCACCCAUCGGCACCCAUUGGCACCCAUAGAACCCAUCAGCACCCAUUGGCACCCAUCAGCACCCAGUGGCAGCCAUUGGCACCCAUAGAACCCAUCAGCACCCAUUGGCACCCAUUGGCACCCAUUGGCAUCCAUAGAACCCAUCAGCACCCAUUGGCACCCAUUGGCACCCAUAGAACCCAUUGGCACCCAUUGGCAUCCAUAGAACCCAUCAGCACCCAUUGGCACCCAUAGAACCCAUCAGCACCCAUUGGCACCCAUCAGCACCCACUGGCACCCAUUGGCACCCAUAGAACCCAUC
Molecule: messenger RNA, 755 nt
Organism: Meleagris gallopavo (turkey)
Lineage: Eukaryota; Metazoa; Chordata; Aves; Galliformes; Phasianidae
Source: RefSeq, a predicted model, not a curated record